UCAAAAAUUCUUCAAAUGUUGCUGCAGAUGUGUGAACGAAUUUGCCCUUACUUGAUAUUUUAUAUUUAUUUUCACUGAAGAUAAACUCAAUGUAUUAUACCUUUGACACAUUUAGCGCAAAAGGGUAUUUCUGCAUAAAAUCUAUUUACGCUUUGUCGUCGUUUUGGAGCGCAAUGAGUCAAGAAUUACGCAGCACUUGUGGUCUGGCGUUUCGUAACAAUCAGCGUUCUUACACUGGCCUUGGCCGUUAUCAUUUUCAAACAGGCUCGUUAAAACCGCCAGUGACCAGUUCGGGUUGACAAUGGUAUAGGUGGUGCAAACGAAAACGGAAUGUCAAGAAAGAAUAACAAAGACGUCGUAAGCUUCAGCGUUUCUCAAAGUAGUUUGCAUUCUAGUACACACCAUAUCGACGAAGAUGAGCUGACAUCAGUUUGUGAUUUCGAAGAGGAUAACAGAGCGCAGGUAAUUGAUCUGUCAGGUUUUGAUGGCAACACUCAUCGAACCAUUGUAGUUAAUAUGACGGAGAGCAGCGAUGUUGAGAUCAAACCAGCAACGCAAUUCUAUGCUCCAGUAACGAUACAUCAACAUUACAAUACUACUUCUACACAUCCAAAUGCUAAUCCACCUGUUGCACCCCCUGUUACAUCUACUGAAUCAAUAAACUACAGAGAUAAACUUGAAAAGGAAACAAAUUCCCGGUUUACGACUACAAGUCAUGCGAAGAUAAAUUUCUGUAGUUCGGCUACGUCAAGGAAUCUGGUAUAUAUAUUGGGAAUUGUGGUUGGUUUAAUUAUUACCGUCACCUUUAUUGUGACCAUUAUAUACUUCACUAUACCCUCGAGAAAUGAUGAGAAAAAUGAACUGCGUCCGCAUCUACCAGAUUAGAACAUCUCAGUUUUAGACGAAGAUGUGGCUAUAUUGACCAGGGAACGAUGGGGAGGAUAUGCAAUGCGGGACGGAUGGCAAAACAGAAGUCUUUCACACC
Diprion similis is the source of this 985-nucleotide messenger RNA. RefSeq lists its product as uncharacterized. NCBI's taxonomy places the organism in Eukaryota, Metazoa, Arthropoda, Insecta, Hymenoptera, Diprionidae. The record is from RefSeq and is a predicted model, not a curated record. The coding region runs from base 331 to 885 and encodes 184 amino acids. The transcript has 3 exons.